This is a messenger RNA of Schistosoma guineensis, 5322 nucleotides long. NCBI's taxonomy places the organism in Eukaryota, Metazoa, Platyhelminthes, Trematoda, Strigeidida, Schistosomatidae. The record is from the annotation of a GenBank genome assembly.
AAUACAGUACAUGUGCAAAAAAGCGGUAACAUGAAGAAAUGGUUGUUUGUAAAAACAAAAGGGGUUAGCUACAAUUUUCCCAUUUUCAAAUGAAACGCGGUGCAUGUUCCGGUGAUCUAAGACUUAUAAUUUCCGUACAACUUGGUACAGUGAAUGUACCCAAUCCCUUGAUUUUGUAGAAAAUCUUAUCAGUUUUGGCUUAUAUAUAAGCCUGAUAUAUUUGACAAACUGGACAUUGUUAAUACCCAGUCCUCAUUUUAAAUUUUGAAAUUGUAUUGAAUGCACAUCUAGCUUUAAAUCAAAUAACAAACUACCGUAACCGCUUAGACAAUGAAAAAGAUGGUUUACUCGUUCAAGCUCUUAAUCGGUUGAUGAAUGUGUUUCAAAGUAGACUGUUUUUGGGUCUACUUGAUAUACAAGAAUUUUAUGAAGCUGUCCUAUUAGAUCCACAAAAAACGAAAGAAGAGAAAACAUCAGCCGCUCUUGAAAUCGCAUCAAGGUGGGAAAAUAUAUCAAGUCCAUCAUUGGUGGCCUCUACAACUGACUUGAGAAUACCGCAUAGUUUAUUGAAGAAAACAGAUUGUUUUGACAGAGCACGCUCAAUGUACCAUAUUAACUUGGAUAACUCACAAAAGUCUUAUUCAUUACAACCUACUCAAAUAUCACCAUAUCAUGAUCUACAUGUGGUCAACUUGGAUAAAUCAUGGAAGCAUAUGGAAGCGGAUCUAAAAUAUGAAUAUCAAUCAUCUAAUUCGUUACAUAAUGUAAAUCAGUCACCAUCAUUAAAGAAUACGUCAGAUAACCGACUAAAAAGAAAUGCUGAUACUGAAUUUAUAACUGAAAAUCCUCUUUUUGUUGACGAUCAGUCUAAUAAGAAACUAUAUGAUAUAAAAUUGUCACCUGAUAUUCCGGUGGCGAAACCACGUCAAAAACGUUUAAAACGACCGAAAUCAACUUUGACUCAUGAAUUUGAUGCUAGAUUGUCUAGAAAGUUAGAUGAAAGUACUUGUUCAAAUGAUCUUUUGUCUAUUCAUGAUGACAUUCCACCAAAUAGUCUUGAAAAUAAUGAAUUGAUUGACAGACAAUGGGCUUUACUCAGUCGUUUGCCUGUUACUAUGGAAGUUAUUAUUGAAAAAAGUUCUAAAGGAUUUGGAUUUAGUAUUGCAGGUGGACAUGACAACACUUUGGGUCCAGAUGAUAAUGAUACCGAUAUUUAUGUGACACGAGUUAAUCCUGGUGGUCCUGCAGAUCAUGAAUCAGGUUUACAAUUUGGUGACAGAAUAUUAUCAGUCAAUGGUAUUAGUCUUAUUGGCGCUACACAUAAUGAAGCAGUUAAAGCUUUGCAGCUGGCUGGUUCCAAACUAAAAUUGAUAGUUGAACGUAAAGCAGAACUGGCUAUUUCUGAACAAUAUUCACUGAUGUCUUGUUCUUCGUCCUAUUCUCAUCCUAAACCUUUGGUAAAUCCUACGAAACAAAUUAUGAAAACGUCACCGACAACUGUUCAACCGUCAAACCAUCAACCAUCUUUAUCAAAUCAAUCAUUAAAUGCACAUAAUAUUGAAUCGUUAGCUAGUGCAAGUACAGGCAGUGGAGGAGGAGUGAAAAGUAUUGAAUGUGGUGCAAGUGUAACAACAACUAGUUUGAUAAGCGGAUCACUAUUUGAUCAUAGAGAUAGCAAGCAUACAUUGAACUCAACAACAACAAAUUCAGCAAACAAAUUGCCACAUAAAUCAACCAGUGUUCAUGUAUCACCUUCAAUGACUGAAGUUAUUGUUGAACCAAAGCAUCAAAGGUCUAGUAAUGUUAACAAACCACCAAACGAUUUCAGUAAUACUACAAUACAAUGUAAUCAAAAAGGUAGUCAAUCUAGUAUUAGACAGACUCGUACUGGUUCAAGAUUAUCUAGACGCGGGGUAGCAUGCGCUGGAUUUCCAGCAUUUUCUUGGUGCAGUGGGCUGCAACGCGUAACUGCUGGUUGUGCAUCGUUGGGCCGUGGUCAUCAUAGUCUACAAGGAAGUAGUAAAAACUCUAGCCAACAAAAGUUGAUUGGAAAUACAAAAUCUCAAAGAUCCGUCCAAUCUAGCGAAUUUACAAAUCUUGGCACCAGACCUACACCCCCUCCAAAACCUGGUCCGCUAAUUGUGGAAGUAUUUCUCACUAGAGGGACAAAAAGUGGUUUAGGAUUCAGUAUAACUGGUGGUGUUGGAAAUGAAACAAUCAACGGUGACUCAGGAAUUUUUGUAACUAAGCUUACUCCUGGUGGUGUUGCAGAAACAGAUGGUCGAAUUCGUAUUGGUGAUAGAAUUGUUCAAGUAAAUGAUGUACCACUUAUUGAUGUAACUCAUGAACAAGCAGUCCGUGUUUUAAAACAAGCUGGUGAUCAGGUUCGACUUGUUCUGGUAAAACAUGUAAAUAAUUAUUCAUCAGAUCAAACUUCGUCAACAGAAAUAAAAACUGAAUCAAGUGCACUUAAUGAUCAAGAUGUAAUUAUUUGUAAUAAUAAUGAUAUCAGUGGUAAAAAUAGUUAUGAUGAUAAUAACGUUGGACCAACAUGUUAUACUAAAUCGUGUUCAUCAUCAGUAUCUUUAUCGUCACUUCGUCGAUCGGCUUCCUUUUCUCCUUCCACUUCAUCUCAUACGUCUCCACUUUCAGAACCAUCUGUACAUAGUUCUUAUCAUGCUGAAUCAUCAUCCGGUCAUCCAGUGGAGUCUGAUAUAAGUAAACAAAAAGAACAGAAUACAUAUGAAAAAUCACCUUCGGUACUUUCACAAUCAAAACAAGAUCGUAAUUUAAGUCAUAACGAUCAAAAUCAUACUCAUCGUCGCCGUCAAUCUGGGACUACAAAAAAUGUUCAUUCAUCAUCUACAAUACCUAAUGAACGGUAUCGUUCUUCCCCAGAUUUAUCAAAUGAAAAGUGUCAUAAAUCACAACCAAACGAAACCGUCACAACAACAAAUAAUCCAUACUUUGGUGCAACUGGUCAAGAAUUAUUAGAAAAUAGAAUGGUUGGUAUAAUUGAUUAUGCAGCGGCUGCUUCAGUGUCCAACUUACUUAAUGAAUGGCCAAAUGCUCGUUUAGUUACAUUGUAUCGAAGUGGUCGUAAACGAAUUACUUCUAUGAAUCGAAAUCAAACAGAUAAUUUUGAUACAAAUCAACGUGGAUAUUCAUCAAAUAGUGGGAGAAAUCUUGGUUUAAAUAUUGUUGGUGGUGAUGGUUCAGAAGCAACAUUUAUUUCUCAUAUACAACCUGAUAAACCUGCUGGUUUAUCAAAAAGGAUAUUGGUUGGUGAUCGAUUGUUAACAGUUAAUGGCAUAGAUGUCUCUAAGUAUGGGCACGAGAAAGCGGCUGCAGCUUUACGAGAUGCGCAUGAUCGUGUUGACCUUCUUCUAGUCUAUAGUCCUGAAGAAUAUGCCAGUUUUGAGCAACAUUUCAGUCGUCAGCUUAAAGCAGUUGGUCAUAAAUUAUCUUAUAAAUGUUUACAUUCACUGAAAGCUAAAACUGCCAAUGGAACAAGGACAGACAGUAUAGACAAAGAAUCACCAAUUACCAGUUGUCAAGAUAAAAAGCAAUCUGGAAUGAGUAAAGAUAAACUGAAACAAAAAAGCACUGAACAUAUUGAUAAAAAGGGACAACAAAGUCGUCAACAGAAUCAAAAGCGUCAACUAACGAAUGAAGCACCUGGCGAAGAGAGAAGACAUGAAGAAAAUGAAGCUAAUGAAUUGAAUGAAUAUCCUCAUGUAUUAUUAUUACGCUCUCAAGUUGAUUAUGACCCAAUGAAAGAGAAUCAUCACCAGGCUAUACCUAAAAAAGUAUUCACUCUAAAAUCGGGUGAUUUGGUUCACGUUAUUAAUACAGUUGAUCCUGAAUGGUGGCAAGCCCAGAGAUUUGAUCCAGAAACCAAUGAACCAACUGGUCCAAUCGGUCUAAUUCCUAGUCGUUUACGCUUAGAAAGAAAAGAACGUACUAAGACACGUCAUGUCAAUUUUAUGGCUAGAAACAGUCGAUCUGUUGACACACCAUCAAUUAAAUCAAAUGAUCCCUAUGAAAGAAGACGAAAAAAGGAGAAACAGUCAUUUAAAACAUCUAACUCAACUCAUUCUUUGGUGGAAACUGUUAAUCAAUCUAAAGAUUUUUAUUAUUCAAAAAACAACACGAUGAAUAAUAAUUUUCCGCGUAGUUCAAGGAAUAAAAAUCGCAGUCAAUCUCGCCAUCGUCGUCAUCGUGACCACCAACAUCAUCCCUUAUCUUACAUAGCUGUUACUCCGGUUCAUUUAAGUUUUGCUAGACCUGUUGUUAUAUUAGGCUAUAUGAAAGAUAGGAUUGCUGAUGAAUUAUUAUGUGAAUUCCCUGAUCUCUUUGGAACCGCUAUUCCAUAUACAACUCGACCACGUCGGUCAAAUGAAGUUGAAGGUCGUGAUUAUCACUUUGUAAUCAGUCGAGAAAUAAUGGUCGCUGAUAUAGCUGCUCAUAAAUAUCUUGAAGCUGGUGAAUACAAUGGCAAUCUAUAUGGAACCCAUUUAGAUUCUGUAUUUGAAGUGUCUGAAUUAGGAUUGCAUUGCUUAUUGGAUGUUGGUGGGCCAGCAUUAAAACGUUUAGAAUCAGCUGGACUACCACCAAUCGCUAUUCUCGUGCUGCCUGAGACAAUACCAACUGAUAAAAAUGAUAUUAAUGAUGAUGUCGAUGACGGUAAUGAUAAUGAUGAUGGACGUUCUUCUCGUUCAAAUGAACAAACAAAACAGAAAAAACUUAAACUUAAAAAGUGCUCUUCUGUUGAAUCUGCAGCUUUUAAAAGUUUACAAAGUAAACUUAGUCGUUUACUGCAGAAUUUUACUUCCUUUUUGACAGCAAUUAUCACAACUGAUGAUUAUGAAACAGCUUAUAGCCGUGUUAAAGAAAUCAUAUUCACUAAUACUGGACCUAUUGUAUGGUUGAAUUCACCUCAGCCAAUACCAUGACGAAUGUAAUAGUAAUCAUCAAAUAUUACAAAUCAAUCAAUACAUUUUAUAGCCUAAUCAUUAGUAUUAUCAUGAAUGUUCAUGUGUAAAUAAUAUUUCUAUCUUUUUCAAAUACUCAGUAAUCAAAUAUUUUUUCAGUGAUCUUCCAUGUUAUUAAGCAUUUAUUUAAUAAACAGAACUGUUACAAAUAGAAAUAUCUAAUAUCUAAUAUUUCAAUGUAUUCAUGAAAACAAUUCAUCUAUAUUUGCCCUCUAGACUAUAUAUGCAUAUAGAUUCAUAUUUUAAUUACAUUUCAUUUUAUGGAUAUAUCCUUACCUAAUUAAUUUCUUCAAUAGUUAUUUUUUAAUUUAUCACUAUUAACAAUAGA